Choloepus didactylus (southern two-toed sloth) is the source of this 4330-nucleotide messenger RNA. RefSeq names its product SH2B adaptor protein 1 (gene SH2B1). The transcript is spliced from 8 exons. Gene Ontology annotation, cellular component: plasma membrane. Gene Ontology annotation, biological process: intracellular signal transduction. NCBI's taxonomy places the organism in Eukaryota, Metazoa, Chordata, Mammalia, Pilosa, Megalonychidae. Gene Ontology annotation, molecular function: transmembrane receptor protein tyrosine kinase adaptor activity. Bases 1479 to 3920 code for a protein of 813 amino acids. The record is from RefSeq and is a predicted model, not a curated record.
AAGCAGAGGUGGCCUCCAGCUGGAGGUUGGUCUCUCUGCUCUGUCUGCACCUCUUGGCUCAGUUCCCCUGCGCUCCAUGACUCCUGCAUCGCCUGGCCUCUUCUUGGUUUGGACUUGCCCCUGUGGCUGGGGCCAGCUGAGUGUGUAGGUCCUAGGCCAGGGGGACCAGGGCGGGGUGCAGCCAAGCUGUGAGUCUGAGCGGGAGACUGAGGUCUCUGAAGGUCUCUGUGGGGAGACCUUCCUGAGCCACCCUUACCCUAAUCCUCCUGCUGUCAUCUUCCAGUAUAGUUUAGGGGAGGAACACCAACAAAAGAGCCAUGGGUUGUAAAUUCCACACCCAGCUCUGCCACUUGCUAGUUGUAAGACCUUGGGAAGCUUUUUCCUUUCUCUGAUUUCCUUUUUAGAAAAUUGGAGCCAUAAUACUGUUUUCCCUCAUAAAGAUAGUAAUAAUGGGGGCCUUUUAUUGUGUGCUAACUUUGUUCCAAGCACUGACAUUAUCUAUUUUAUUCUCCCAACACUUCUAGGAGAUUGGGAUCGUUAACUCGGUUUUACAGGUAUGAAAACUGAGACUGAGAAAGGAUAUGUAAUUUGUUCAAGUUCAUAUGGCUAAUAGGUGGCAGAGCUGGGAUUUGAUCCCAAGUCUGACUCCAGAACCCAUGGCCUUAACCACCAGGCUAACCAGCCUUUAGGGCACACUCCCCAGUGAGAAAAAGGGGAGAUGAAAAAUCAUAGAACCUCUCAGCUCCCUCUUAUUUGUUAUUUUCUAGCCAGCAGAUACUUGCCCCAGCCUGACCCAACCCACAGCUCCCCUCCCCUGGUGCCGCUGCCUCUGGGCUCCAGACCGAAGGGGCAACAAAGAAUUGGAAUGUGGCCGUCCCCGGCCUCCUGCACCAGUGCUUGGGCCCUGGGUUCUGGGGUCAGCUUUCAAGGCCAUUGUUGUUUCAGUCCAUUGUCCACCCAUCCUCCCUAAUGAGCAACCUUCCCUCCUCUGAACCAGAGGUUCUCUAAACUCCGUAGGCCCAGACCCCUCUGUCCCCCUGAGAGCUGGAGCAGUGAGGGGCUAUGGCUGAGGCUGGUCUAGUCAGUCCCUGGGGACAGGGACUAUGCCACAGGAAAAACAGUAGACUUGGAGUUCUGAAACUUUUUUGAGCUUCAGUUUCCUCAUCUAUUAUAGAGGUUAUUAAAGCCUCUCACAGGGAAAGGUAAGACAACCAUGUGGAACCUUCUAGAACAGCAUAUGAGAAGUAUGUGAUAAGUAUUGAAGGAUCUGUUUUAGAGAAAGGAGGUGAUCUGAAAAGAUUCCUUUUUGGAGGAAGGUGCUCCACAGCUUCCAUCAGUCUUGGAGCCAAAGCCAAGGAAAGUGGGUUGAGAAGGCAGCAGGACAGCUGCAGGCUUAGACAUGGGGAGCUGGUUUAUUGGGGUUUGUGUGGUAUGAGGACCUGGAAAAGGGAAAGGAGGCAGUUUUGGUUUUCUUGCCCAUGGUCUCUGGCUUGGGGUGGGACUCUGUCCCCAGUCCCUCCUCAGCAGUGACUCCGUGUAUGUGCCUCUCUCUUCCUUCUGCAGCUGUUGCCGCUCACCCCGUGUCUUCUGGUCGCUUCCCUCUUUGCUGCCCCUCCCCACAGGCUCCCCCUCUCCACCUCCUGGGGACCAUCAUGAAUGGUGCCCCGUCCCCAGAGAAUGGAGCCUCCCCGUCCCCUGUCCCCUUGCCACCACCCCCUCCCCCAAGUUGGCGGGAGUUCUGUGAGUCCCAUGCCCGGGCUGCCGCCCUGGAUUUUGCCCGCCGGUUCCGCCUCUACCUGGCCUCCCACCCCCAAUAUGCAGGGCCAGGAGCAGAGGCUGCCUUCUCCCGCCGUUUUGCUGAGCUCUUCCUGCAGCACUUUGAAGCGGAGGUGGCCAGGGCCUCUGGCUCCCUCUCGCCACCCAUCCUGGCUCCCCUGAGUCCUGGAGCGGAGCUCCCACUACAUGACCUAUCCCUUGAGAGCUGCAGGGUGGGUGGGCCCCUGGCUGUGCUGGGCCCUUCUCGAUCAUCUGAGGACCUGGCCGGCCCCCUCCCUUCCUCAGUCUCUUCCUCUUCAACAACCUCCUCGAAGCCGAAGCUAAAGAAACGCUUCUCCCUCCGCUCAGUGGGUCGCUCUGUCCGCGGUUCAGUCCGUGGCAUCCUGCAGUGGCGGGGGACCGUGGACCCUCCUUCCCCAGCUGGGCCCGUGGAGACCUCGUCAGGCCCCCCAGUCUUGGGAGGAAACAGCAACUCCAACUCCUCUGGGGGGGCUGGGACCAUUGGUAGGGGACUGGCUGGUGACGGAACAUCCCCGGGGGAAAGAUGGACUCACCGUUUUGAGAGGUUGAGACUAAGUCGGGGAGGGGGGACCUUGAAGGAUGGAACGGGGAUGGUGCAGAGGGAAGAGCUUCUGAGCUUCAUGGGGGCAGAAGAGGCAGCCCCUGACCCAGCUGGUGUGGGCCGGGGAGGCGGGACAGCCGGGUCUACCUCAGGGGGCGGAGGGCAGCCUCAGUGGCAGAAGUGUCGCUUACUGCUCCGGAGUGAAGGAGAAGGAGGAGGAGGAAGUCGUCUGGAGUUCUUUGUACCCCCCAAGGCUUCUCGGCCCCGCCUCAGCAUUCCCUGCUCUGCUAUAACAGAUGUCCGAACAACCACAGCCCUGGAGAUGCCUGACCGGGAGAACACGUUCGUGGUUAAGGUGGAAGGCCCCUCGGAGUAUAUCCUGGAGACAGCGGAUGCUCUACAUGUGAAGGCCUGGGUGUCUGACAUCCAAGAAUGCCUGAGCCCAGGACCGUGCCCUGCUGCCAGUCCCCGCCCCAUGACCCUCCCUCUGGCCCCUGGGACCUCAUGCCUUGCAAAGGAGAACACAGAUAGCUUGGAGCUGCCCUGCCUGAAUCACUCGGAGAAUCUGCCCAGCCAGGAUCUGCCGCUGGGGCCCAGUGAGAGCAAUGACCGCCUGUCGCAGGGGGCAUACGGGGGCCUCUCAGACCGCCCCUCGGCAUCCAUCUCCCCCAGCUCUGCCUCCAUUGCCGCCUCCCAUUUUGACUCAAUGGAACUCCUUCCCCCAGAGUUACCCCCCCGCAUCCCCAUUGAAGAGGGACCCCCAGCAGGGACAGUUCAUCCCCUCUCAGCCCCCUACCCUCCCCUGGAUACUCCAGAAGCCACCACAGGGUCAUUCCUGUUCCAGGGGGAGUCGGAGGGAGGUGAGGGAGACCAGCCCCUCUCAGGAUAUCCUUGGUUCCACGGGAUGCUCUCUCGACUCAAGGCCGCCCAGUUAGUGCUGGCAGGAGGUACGGGCUCCCACGGCGUUUUCCUGGUACGUCAGAGUGAGACGAGGCGGGGCGAGUACGUCCUCACUUUCAACUUCCAGGGCAAGGCCAAGCACCUGCGUUUGUCGCUGAAUGAGGAGGGUCAGUGCCGGGUCCAGCACCUGUGGUUCCAGUCCAUUUUUGAUAUGCUCGAGCAUUUCCGGGUGCACCCCAUCCCUCUGGAGUCUGGAGGCUCCAGUGAUGUUGUCCUUGUCAGCUAUGUCGUGUCCUCCCAGCGGCAGCAGGAAUCGAACACCUCCCGUGACCCACCCCAGCCCCUUGAACCCCCUUCAUGGACAGAUCUCCCACAUCCUGGGGCAGAAGAGGCGUCGGGGGCGCCAGAAGUGGCGGCAGCAACAGCCGCCACAGCCAAAGAGAGGCAAGAGAAAGCGGGCAGUGGAGGGGGCCAGGAAGAGCUGGUCCCCGUGGCUGAGCUGGUCCCCGUGGUUGAAUUGGAAGAGGCCAUAGCACCAGGCACCGAAGCCCUGGGAGGCGCUGGAUCUGGUGGAGACCCUGGGGUGACCCCGAUGGUGCAGCUCCAGCAGUUACCACUAGGGGGCAACGGAGAAGAAGGGGGCCAUCCCAGAGCCAUUAAUAACCAGUACUCCUUCGUGUGAAACCCCCUACCCCACCUUCUCUCCAGUCUCCCUGCUCCCCAGCCCUCAGUUCACAGGUUAGGGGUUGGGUCGGGACAUCAAGGAGAGGUAGGACCCCCCUUCCCACAUGCUUCCUGACCCUUGUCUGCCAAGGGCAUCCAUGUUGGUACUAGAAGAGGUCAAGAGCCCUGUUGAUUCCCCAGUCCAUACACUACAGGUGCCCCUUCCCCUGGGCAGGGGAUUUGGGCUCCAUUACCUCCCUGAGGGCUCUUGUGGCCAGUCCCACCCCUGGGGGCCACUUCCCCAUUAACCACCCCCAGCCCAAGGAAGGCAGAGGGGGAAGGGCUGUCAGUUAUAUUAAGGUGGUUGUUGUUGUUGUUUUAAACAAAAUGGUAAAGCGUAAAUAAAUAAAAGGGUUUAUCUUGGUUCCA